Molecule: messenger RNA, 615 nt
Organism: Colletotrichum lupini
Lineage: Eukaryota; Fungi; Ascomycota; Sordariomycetes; Glomerellales; Glomerellaceae
Exons: 4
Coding region: 1-615 (204 amino acids)
Source: RefSeq, a predicted model, not a curated record
AUGCAUCGCGCAAUUUUCGUCCUCCCUCUACUCUUUCUGGCCAAUCCAGUAUCGGCGGUGACCUGGUAUUUCCUCCGUUACUACCCCGCUUCAGGUCAGAAGUUCACCUCUCUCUCGGGCGAGAUGGUGAUCCCGUCACUACCGCGCGCCGGCGUUUACUACCUCUGGCCAGGCUUGCAACCGACCGAUAACAGCGGCGUAUACCAAAACGUACUCGACGGCCGUAGCGGAACAUGGUGGCUCGGCUCCGGGUGGUGCUGCUCCAACCCGAGUCUCCCUUGGGGCGGAGGUUUCAACACGUACGGCGGGGAGACGAUUUCGUUCCAGAACAUCCUGAAAUCGGACAAUUCGGCGUGGACCAGCACUGUGACGAGGCAAACUGGUGGCCAGGUUGUUACCAAUGACUUCGACUUGGCCGAUAAAUCUUUCAAUCAAGUGCUCUUUGCCAUUGAAUUGUACGACGUCUCAUGGGACUUUGGUCCACUAGCAUUCGACAACGUUGUAAUUAAUUACAACUCCGCGACCAACUAUACCAUCACCGGCACGAGUGCAAGUGUGAGCGGCGACACAGUCACUUGCGAUAUUCAGUCAGUUGUGCUCAAUGCACCGGCGUGA